This is a messenger RNA of Drosophila miranda, 192 nucleotides long. RefSeq lists its product as uncharacterized. Lineage: Eukaryota; Metazoa; Arthropoda; Insecta; Diptera; Drosophilidae. The transcript has a single exon. The record is from RefSeq and is a predicted model, not a curated record. Bases 1 to 192 code for a protein of 63 amino acids.
AUGGAAUCGAAGACGAAGUCGAAGUCGAAGUCGAAGUCCAUGCCCCAUGUCCAUGCCCAUGCCACGUACGUGCGGCCAAACAAAUUACAGGGAAAUUGCGUCACCUGCAGGAAUUUCCACUCAACAUUGUCAAAUGUCAUCAAAAGUUGUUGGACAUGUUGUAACAUUAAUUUGACAUUUUACUGCAUUUGA